Messenger RNA from Exophiala aquamarina CBS 119918, 1164 nucleotides. Its product is annotated as GDP-mannose transporter. The record is from RefSeq and is a predicted model, not a curated record. Gene Ontology annotation, cellular component: Golgi apparatus. NCBI's taxonomy places the organism in Eukaryota, Fungi, Ascomycota, Eurotiomycetes, Chaetothyriales, Herpotrichiellaceae. The transcript is spliced from 4 exons. Bases 1 to 1164 code for a protein of 387 amino acids. Gene Ontology annotation, molecular function: GDP-mannose transmembrane transporter activity; antiporter activity.
AUGGCCGAAGAAGAGAAGAAGAGAUUUCUCGAUGGCAACGAGAUGGAACUUGGAGAGAAGCAGGGCAGGACUUUCAGCCCUCCGCAGCAUUCUCCUCCCAGGUUCUCGCCGCCCUCGAGCAACUGGCAGAACAAUCCCAUUCUACCCGUCCUGAGUUACUGCGCCUCUUCCAUUUUCAUGACCGUCGCCAACAAGUACAUUCUCUCGUUUCCAGACUACAACCUGAACUUCCUCCUCCUGGCGGUCCAAUCCACUGUUUGUGUCGUGGCCAUCCAAUCCUGUAAGACUGCAGGCAUCAUUACCUACCGAGAUUUCAAAACAGAUGAGGCCAAAAAAUGGUUUCCCGUGUCACUGCUACUCAUCGGCAUGAUCUACACAGGCACCAAGUCCCUCCAAUUUCUCUCGAUCCCAGUGUAUACGAUCUUCAAGAACUUGACCAUUAUUUUGACCGCAUACGGUGAAGUUUUGUGGUUCGGAGGCUCUAUUUCUUCGAUGACCCUGUUUUCCUUCGGAUUGAUGGUUCUUAGUUCCAUCGUUGCCGCUUGGGCCGAUAUCAAGCAUGCUCUAGAGUCACACGGAUCUCAUAACGCUGCCGCUGCAAACCAGCAGUUGGCGACAUUGAAUGCUGGCUAUAUCUGGAUGCUUUUCAAUUGCUUUUGCACUUCUGCCUACCUUCUUGGUAUGCGCAAGCGCAUCAAGCUCACCAAUUUCAAGGAUUUUGACACCAUGUUCUACAACAACCUUUUAACCAUCCCCGUCUUGAUCAUUGGAUCUUUCAUUGUGGAAGACUGGUCCUACGUCAAUAUCGGCAAGAAUUUCCCGGUCGAUUCCAGAAAUGCCAUCUUUGGAGCCAUGAUUUUCACUGGCCUUUCCUCGAUUUUCAUCUCAUACACCUCUGCGUGGUGUGUCCGUGCGACCUCCUCCACUACCUACUCCAUGGUCGGCUCACUCAACAAACUUCCGAUUGCCAUCUCCGGUCUCAUCUUUUUCGAUGCGCCAGUCACCGUUCCCAGCGUUUCUGCAAUCUUCAUUGGAUUUGUGAGUGGCAUUGUAUACACCUUGGCAAAGGUUCGAGAUAGCUCAAAACCGAAGACUGGUCUUCUUCCAACUUCCAACACAAUGAGUGCCAGCAGUCAGAGCAAUCGUGAUAGUCUCAAAUCAUAG